Epinephelus fuscoguttatus (brown-marbled grouper) is the source of this 1842-nucleotide messenger RNA. It is a transcript of the gene gps2, whose product is annotated as G protein pathway suppressor 2. Gene Ontology annotation, biological process: regulation of transcription by RNA polymerase II. Bases 183 to 1181 code for a protein of 332 amino acids. The transcript is spliced from 11 exons. The record is from RefSeq and is a predicted model, not a curated record. NCBI's taxonomy places the organism in Eukaryota, Metazoa, Chordata, Actinopteri, Perciformes, Serranidae. Gene Ontology annotation, molecular function: transcription coregulator activity. Gene Ontology annotation, cellular component: transcription regulator complex.
CGAACAUUAGCAUCCGGGCUGCAAACCGCUCUGUUUAUAUUUUGGGUAUUAAGUUUUGGAUUUAUGUUAUAUAGCUGCUCCAGACACAGUCAAGUCGCCUCAAAUUGACAACCGGAAGACGGUUAGGUUCUUAUUAAACGACCCACACAGCAACAAAACUGGCCCCUCCACUGCCUGUCACCAUGCCCGCCCUGCUGGAGAGACCCAAGCUGUCCAACGCGAUGGCCAGAGCCCUCCACAAACACAUCAUGAGGGAGAGAGAGCGCAAGAGACAAGAGGAGGAAGAGGUGGAUAAAAUGAUGGAGCAGAAGAUGAAAGAGGAGGAAGAGAGGAAGAGGACGAAAGAAAUAGAGGAGAGGAUGUCUUUGGAGGAAACCAAAGAACAGGUAAUGAAGAUGGGCGAAAAACUUCAGGUACUCCAAGAGGAGAAACACCAGCUCUUCUUACAGCUCAAGAAAGUACUUCAUGAAGAGGAGAAGAGGCGCAGAAAGGAGCAGAGUGAUAUCACAACACUGACGUCAGCCAGCUACCAACCCAGCCUGCCCAUGCACGCAGGGCAGCACCUCCUCAGCAUUCAAGGUAGCCCAGUCAGCCACAGUCGACCUGGUGCACUACUUGGAGAACGUAGUAAACAGCUGUUCCCUGCUGCUGUCAUUCCAGCACGUCACUAUCAGACACCCGGGUUCAGCUCAGGCUCAGCAGAGCACGGACAGUUCAGCGGGGGUCAGGGCGUCCAUGAGCCCUAUGGGGUCGCUCAGGCCCAGCAUCCCUCCACCUACGCCCCUGGACCAUCAGUACCUGUCAGUUUUGCUAGCAGCUCUCAGAUCAGAGGUGCGUCUGCAUUUCAGGCCAUGCAGUACCUCCCCCACCAGCAGCCUGGCUACCCUGUCCACAGUCAUUUCACCUCCCAGCCUGGUUACAUUCCCGGAGCAGGGAUACCCCUUCAGAAGCAGCUGGAACAUGCCAACCAACAGUCAGGCUUCACUGAUGCAGGUGCUUUGAGGCCGAUGCACCCACCAGCCAUACAUCCUUCUGCUCCAGGACUGCUGCCCACACCGUCAAUGGCGGUCCAGAUUCCCACUGCAAAGGCCCCAUUCCAGAGCUCUCCCCAGGGCGCUCCUCGCCACGGCUUCCUCCCCCACAGCCAGAGUGGGCAGAGGUUCUACCACCACGGCAAGUAACUCACAGCCACCUUCACCUUUGUCGUCAGUGAGACUUCACAGCUCCACUCAAGAUUUCGGGGAACCUUUCAGACGAGUAUUGGAUCUUCUUCUUAAGAAACAAACAAAGUAAUUUGUCUGGAUGAUGCCACAUGAUUUGUGUUUUAAUUUCCUGUACAGUAUCUUGUUUUUACGUUAAUGAGCGAUCAGUGGUCCUCAUGGUUACAUGCUUCUGUAAACAUCCAGCUUUGACUUUUUACAUACUUCAAAUGAUGUUAAUUUGUAAAAUAGAUUAUUUUAGCUACGCUGUAAAGCCGUUCUGGAGGUGCUCGUGUGCACUCAAGUGUUAAUAUCUUGUACAAAGCAAGACUGCACAAACCAGAGCUUAUUCUUUGUAUACUAACAUUCAGAAUUACGACGUCAGUGAAAGGGAUCAGUGUCUCUAGUGACUCUGCUCCCUCAAAAGAUUAGAGGUAAACUUUCAGCAACACUUUGUUAAAUUUAGAGUAGGUGGAUUAAAUCAACAUGUGUCCGCUAAAAUCACACGCACACUGAUGAACACUACUAUAACUGAAACAUUUCAUGUGUUGCUGGUUUCCAUCAGGGUCGGUGACCUCAAAUGAAGUCUCUGCUGUUUUAAAGCUUUCAUGUUGCCAAAUAAAACGACAAGCAAACGUCCCAA